This is a messenger RNA of Letharia columbiana, 1752 nucleotides long. RefSeq lists its product as uncharacterized. The record is from RefSeq and is a predicted model, not a curated record. Gene Ontology annotation, biological process: mRNA splicing, via spliceosome. Gene Ontology annotation, cellular component: catalytic step 2 spliceosome. Gene Ontology annotation, molecular function: protein binding; mRNA binding. The coding region runs from base 1 to 1752 and encodes 583 amino acids. NCBI's taxonomy places the organism in Eukaryota, Fungi, Ascomycota, Lecanoromycetes, Lecanorales, Parmeliaceae. The transcript is spliced from 2 exons.
AUGGCGCUCCUUGGUGCAGACUAUGCCUCCAGCGACGGGGGCUCCCCUCCUCCGAGGCAAGAAUCACGAAAGACCACUGCAAGCACUAUAGUCGCUGCUCCAGAGGUCUCAUUAGAUGUUUGGUCCUACCAGUCUCGGGAUUUCAGCUAUUAUUCUAACACCGUGCAGGAUCCAAUGCGACUCCAGAUGAUGCUAGCUAAGCCCACGGAUACCGCGCUCACAUACAACGUUCCCUAUGCAGACCUCUCACGCCCGUCCCAAGGCCCCACGAAUCCGUUCAAAGCCACCGAAGGAAACGCUCUGAAAAGAAAGAAUGUGCUCACAGGAUACGCCGAAGAAGCUGCGAUCAGUGAUGCCACAUUUACAAACCAGCACCGUACUUUCCAGUCUCGAGGAUAUGCGCAGGAGCCUAAUGCAAAUGGGGCUUUAGUGGGGGAUUUAGCAAGCGCAGAGGAGUAUGGGGGGCGAGAUGUUGUUCAAAUGAAACCUUCGAGAGCAAAGCGGCAAAGGCAGGUUAAAGGCGAUCCCAGCAUAGUUGACGGAGAGGGACGAUAUCUGGGACCUUGGGCAAAAUAUCAAGAGGAGGUCCAGUACGAGGACGAAGCAGCUCUAGCUGAGGAGGAGCUGGCAAGUGAUGAGGAAUACAUGGAUGAGUCGGUCGCUCCGGUGAACAUGGCGCCCAUGAACAAGGCUGCUACGGCCUACCAGGACGAUCACUCGAAUCAAGAAACGACGGAGUUCCAUGGGACCUCGCUGGUCGAUUAUCAGGGACGGUCGUAUAUGCAUGCUCCAAGGGAUAUUGAUAUUGAUCUGUACAAAGAACAAGGGCUCGAGAGGACAUUCCACCCGAAGAAGCUCAUACAUACUUGGAAGCAUGGCACAAAGCCUAUCAACGCUCUUCGAUUCAUUCCUUCCACAAAUCACCUGCUCCUAUCUGCGUCUGCGGAUGCCAGGAUAAAGAUCUUUGAUGUUUAUCGCGACCGCGAGCUCCUUCGAACAUACAGCGGCCAUACGAAAUCCGUAUCGGACGUCAACUUCAACCCUACCGGCACACAGUUCAUCAGUGGCUCAUACGAUCGCUUCAUGAAAAUCUGGGACACGGAAACUGGCGCUUGCCUCUCGCGGUUCAAGACCGGUGCGAUACCCCACUGUAUCAAAUUCAACCCUUCAUCACCAUACGAGUUCUUGGCCGGCAUGUCGGAUAAGAAGAUAAUUCAAUACGACACCCGCUCCGGCGAAAUGACCCAAGAAUACGACCACCAUCUCGGCCCUAUCAACACCAUCACCUUUGUCGACGAAGAUCGCCGCUUCAUCACUACCUCGGACGAUAAGUCCUUGAGAGCAUGGGAACUAAACAUCCCUGUGCCGAUCAAGUUCAUUGCUGAACCUCACAUGUUCGCCCUCACAGCCGCAGCUCCUCAUCCAUCAGGGAAAUCUGUCUGCUUCCAAAGCGGCGACAAUAAGAUUGUCGUAUACGCUGCUACUGACCGCUUCCGCCAAAAUCGUAAGAAGGAGUUCCGUGGCCAUAAUACGAGUGGGUAUGCAAUAGAUAUAGAUAUUAGCGCCAAUGGUGACUGGGUAUCUAGUGGGGAUAGUGGAGGUUGGGUGUGUUUUUGGGAUUAUAAGACUUGCAAGAUGCACCACAAAAUUCGGGCUGGGGAAGGGGCGAUCACGUGUGUGCAGUGGAACAGGCAAACGACGAGUCGGGUGGCCACAGCAGGGUUGGAGGGGGUUAUCAAGUAUUGGGAUUAA